Messenger RNA from Diversispora eburnea, 335 nucleotides. NCBI's taxonomy places the organism in Eukaryota, Fungi, Glomeromycota, Glomeromycetes, Diversisporales, Diversisporaceae. The record is from the annotation of a GenBank genome assembly.
CUCCUUACGAUAUGGAACAUAUUAAAGAUCAUGAUACUCCUGAAAUAUGGUGGAUGUCUUUCCGACAACAUAGUGAGCUUGAAACAAUGAUUCAUGUUAUUACUACUGCAAUAAUUAAUAGUGAUGAUGCUUUUGUUGAAGAUGAUGAUAUCGAAGAAACUCUUUCUGACAGUGGAGAAGUUGAAAUAGAUGAAGAAAAUACUACUGAAUUACUUAUGAAAAAGUUUAUAAAUAUGGAUAUUCAUGAAUUUGAGGGUGAAGAAGAUACAGAUUCGAGUUCUUUAAAUAAAAUAUGGUUAGGGAGGAGGAAACGGAAACUGAUUUUGAAGCUUUAA